Molecule: messenger RNA, 1601 nt
Organism: Apodemus sylvaticus (European woodmouse)
Lineage: Eukaryota; Metazoa; Chordata; Mammalia; Rodentia; Muridae
Gene: Fscn2
Product: fascin actin-bundling protein 2, retinal
Exons: 5
Coding region: 5-1558 (517 amino acids)
Biological process (GO): actin filament bundle assembly; establishment or maintenance of cell polarity; cell migration
Cellular component (GO): cytoplasm; actin cytoskeleton
Molecular function (GO): protein-macromolecule adaptor activity; actin filament binding
Source: RefSeq, a predicted model, not a curated record
AAAGAUGCCAACCAACGGCUUGCACCAAGUACUGAAGAUCCAGUUUGGCCUUGUUAACGAUGCCGACCGCUACCUGACAGCAGAGAGCUUCGGCUUCAAGGUCAAUGCUUCCGCGGCCAGCCUCAAGAGGAAGCAGAUUUGGGUCCUGGAGCCCGACCUGGGGCAGGGCUCUGCUGUGCUCUUCCGCAGCAGCCACCUGGGCCGCUACCUGUCAGCAGAAGAAGAUGGGCGCGUGGCCUGCGAGUCAGAUCAGCCGGGCCGUGACUGUCGCUUCCUGGUCUUGCCGCAGCCUGAUGGGCGCUGGGUGCUGCAGUCAGAGCCACACGGCCGCUUCUUUGGUGGCACCGAGGACCGGCUGUCCUGCUUCGCCACAGCAGUCUCCCCGGCAGAGCUGUGGACUGUGCACCUGGCCAUCCACCCGCAGGCUCACCUGCUGAGUGUGAGCCGUCGGCGCUACGUGCACCUGUGCCUUCAGGAGGAUGAGAUGGUGGCAGAUGGUGACAUGCCAUGGGGUGUGGAUGCACUGGUCACCCUCAUUUUCCAGAGCAGGCGGUACUGCCUCAAGUCGUGUGACAGCCGCUACCUUCGCAGCGAUGGCCGGCUUGUCUGGGAGCCUGAAGCCCGUGCUUGCUACACGCUGGAGUUCAAGGCCGGCAAGCUGGCCUUCAAGGACUGUGAUGGCCGGUACCUGGCGCCCGUGGGGCCUGCCGGCACGCUCAAGACUGGCCGCAACACAAGGCCCGGCAAGGAUGAACUCUUCGACCUGGAGCAGAGCCACCCACAGGUGGUGCUGGUAGCUGCCAACCACCGCUACGUCUCUGUGAGACAAGGAAUCAAUGUCUCAGCCAAUCAGGAUGAAGAACUGGAUCAUGAGACAUUCCUGAUGCAAAUCCACCAGGAGACAAAGAAGUGUACCUUCUAUUCUAGCACUGGGGGCUACUGGACCUUGGUCACUCAUGGGGGCAUUCAGGCCACAGCCACACAAGUUUCUGCCAAUGCCAUGUUUGAAAUAGAAUGGCACAGUCGGCGGGUGGCACUUAAAGCCAGCAACGGGCGUUAUGUGUGCAUGAAGAAAAACGGGCAGCUGGCCGCCAUCAGCGACUUUGUGGGUGAGCCCCUGAGGCCACAGCCUGGAAAGGACAGGCAGGGCGGGAGUGGUCGGUCCACAGCACCCUGUCCUACAGGUGAGGAUGAAUUGUUCAUCCUUAAACUCAUCAACCGACCCAUCCUGGUGCUGCGUGGCCUAGAUGGCUUUGUCUGCCACCGCAGAGGCUCCAACCAGCUGGACACCAACCGUUCCACCUACGAUGUCUUCCACCUGAGCUUCAGGGAUGGUGCCUAUCAGAUCCGAGGCCGUGGAGGUGGGUUCUGGUACACUGGCAGCCAUGGAAGUGUGUGCAGUGAUGGUGACUUGGCGGAAGAUUUCCUCUUCGAGUUCCGAGAGCGUGGCCGUUUGGCCAUCCGAGCCCUCAGUGGCAAGUACCUGCGUGGAGGUGCCUCAGGGCUGCUGCGUGCCGACGCAGACCUGCCUAUGGGGGAGGCUCUCUGGGAAUACUGAGGACUCAGAGGCUCAAUCCCAGAGCCCACCGACUGACCCAGCA